CCUCGGCGCUCACAAGUCGUCGCCGUCGGGUGCUUGCCAAUUUAUUUUCUUCACUUAUCAUUUCCUCACGCCCAAAUAAAUUAGUGAACUUCGCCCAAAUUAGUGAACAAGUGUCAGUGAAGUACCGAAUUAUCGGUACGGUGCAUUAAAUGUGUGUUAAUAAUGUCGAAUCCCGGCGGUAGCAGGAGGAACGGGGCGACAAAGAUACGCCUAACAAUUCUCUGCGCCAGGAAUCUAGCCAGAAAGGAUUUAUUCCGCUUGCCAGAUCCUUUUGCUAAAGUCACUGUUGAUGGGUCUGGACAGUGUCACAGUACUGACACCUGUAAAGCUACUUUAGAUCCAAAGUGGAAUCAGCAUUAUGACUUAUACAUCGGCAAAAACGAAGGUAUCACAAUAUCCGUCUGGAAUCACCGUAAAAUCCACAAAAAACAGGGCGGUGGUUUCCUGGGAUGUGUCAGAAUACUAUCAAAUACGAUACAGAGGCUUAAGGAUACUGGAUAUCAGCGUCUAGAUCUCUGUAAAGCAAACACUGAUGACACAGAGGUGAUCAAAGGUCAAAUUGUCGUCUCAUUGCUGUCUAGAGACGGUCACAAUGGGGCUGUUAGCAACACGGUAGGUCACAAUGCUGUUGUUGAUGUGCUCGGUGACUUGAGCUGUCCUACCGAUCUGCCUGAUGGUUGGGAAGAGAGAAGAACUGAGAGUGGUAGGCUCUAUUACGUCAACCAUUACACGAGGACGACCCAGUGGAUUCGUCCCAACACUCGUCCGACCACGGCAAUAAUCCCGACCACCCCGGAGCCCCCAGCGCUCGCAAACAGCGCGCCAACGUCCCCCAGCAGCAGCGGUUCGCCAGCUGGUCAAACGGACAGUCCCCCCCAGCCGCGUCCCCCCGACACCUGGAACGACGGUACCCCAACGCGAACCCCCAGCCGCGAAAACUCCGCGCAAAACACCCCCCGCAACACCCCCACCCAGACCCAGAACACGCGCAACACAACACCUCCCUCCGCGCGCGAGCGACGUCCGCGAAACCCCGAAGACCAAAACGCGAAUCAAAGCGGAAAUCGUCCGAACAGCCAACCGCGACGUCCGAGCCGGCCGAACAGGAACCGAAAUUCGGGGGAGCGAAGGCCAGAGCCGCAGCCAACGGAUCUCCCCCGAGGCUACGAGAUGCGCCAGACCCAACAGGGUCAGGUCUACUUCUACCACGUGCCCAGUGGUGCCUCGACCUGGCACGACCCGCGAAUUCCGCGAGACCUUCCAGCCAACGAGCUGGCUAACGAGCUCGGCCCGCUCCCCAGCGGCUGGGAGAUGCGUCAAACCCCGAGUGGUCGAGUCUACUUCGUGGACCACAACAACCGGACAACCCAGUUCACAGACCCCCGUCUCUCAACGCAAAUAAUAAACAACAUCCUGAAGCGACAGAGCAGCGGUGGUAACCAACCCGGUAACACCUCGACCCCAAGAGCGGACAACACAGAGCCGAUAGCCGUGACGCCGAACGCGAACCAAACGAACCGGACGAUAACCAACAACAACUCGCCGACGGAGACGCCGCCCCAGACGAUUUCCGACCUUCCUAAGGAGCUCAUGGAGAGCGAACUCCUGCCGAAGUACAAGCGCGAUCUAGUAGCGAAGCUGAAGUGCCUCAGAGCCGAGCUGAAUGCCCUUCAACCCCAGAGUGGUCACUGUCGUCUCGAGGUGUCUCGCAACGAGAUCUUCGAGGAGUCGUACCGCAUCAUCAUGAAGAUGCGGCCGAAGGACAUGCGGAAGCGUCUGAUGGUGAAGUUCAGGGGGGAGGAGGGCCUCGACUACGGCGGGGUUGCCAGGGAGUGGCUGUACCUGCUGUCGCACGAGAUGCUGAACCCACAGUACGGGCUGUUUCAGUACUCGCGGGACGACAACUACACGCUGCAGAUCAAUCCCGACUCGGGGAUCAAUCCUGAGCAUCUGUCGUAUUUCCAUUUUGCGGGGAGGAUCAUUGGCAUCGCGGUUUUUCACGGGCAUCAUGUCGACGGGGGGUUCACCACUCCCUUCUACAAGAUGCUGCUGAAUAAGGGGAUCACGCUGAGUGAUAUUGAGGGGGUCGAUCCCGAGCUGCACAGGAGUCUCACGUGGAUGCUGGAGAACAGUAUUGAUGGGGUAUUGGAUGCUGCUUUCUCGGUGGAGCACAGUAGCUUCGGCGUUCUCAGAAAUCACGAGUUAAAGCCUGGGGGCAAGGACAUAACUGUGACUGAGGAGAAUAAGAGGGAGUAUGUCAGGCUUUACGUUAACUACCGGUUUAUGAGGGGAAUUGAGCAGCAGUUCCUGGCCCUGCAGAAGGGCUUUCACGAGCUGAUACCCCCGCAACUGCUGAGGCCCUUCGACGAGAGGGAGCUCGAGCUGGUGAUCGGGGGUCUGGGGACCAUUGACAUUAACGACUGGAAGACGCACACGAGGCUGAAGCACUGCACCCCGGAUACACCGGUGGUCAAGUGGUUCUGGCAGAUUGUGGAGUCCUACGGGGAGGAGAUGCGGGCGAGACUUUUGCAGUUCGUCACGGGGAGCUCGAGGGUUCCUCUGCAGGGCUUCAAGGCCCUCCAAGGGUCCACGGGUGCUGCUGGACCUAGGUUGUUCACCAUUCAUGCGGUGGAUGCACCCAGUGAGAACCUACCCAAGGCGCAUACUUGUUUUAAUAGGAUUGAUAUACCACAGAGCUAUCCUUGCUAUCAGAAGAUGCUGGAUAAACUCACGCAGGCUGUUGAGGAGACUUGUGGGUUCGCGGUGGAGUGAAGGGAGUAAAAUUCGUUACACAAAGUGAAUAAUCUCACGGAUCAUUGUUCACGCAAUAGCAAGCGCUCAUCGACACGCGUCAAGUGCAACAAAAAAACUGGCACAAAUUCAGUGCAUGCGUUUUGCAUUGACUAAAUAAAUCAACGAUGCUGAAGAAGAAGGAGAUGAAUUGAGCUCGGCCUAGUUGUCGUCCUUCGCUUCCUCUCUCACGCUGAAGGCGAUUACACUUGGCACGCGACAUCGUUAAGUAGUCACAGUCAAUUAAUACCAUAUCAUGAAUUUUUUAAAAAAUUAUAAACGAGAGAGUGCGAGUGAUUUCGUGGGGCUGGUGAUGCUCAAGUCCAGCUGGCUCGUUCAGCUCGAUCAACUGAGAUGUUCAUUUUAAUGGCCUGGAGACUAAAUUUUCGAUUGACUGACAGUUCAUAUCAAUACGUAUUUUCUGUUUCGUGAAUUUGAAAUGACAAUUCAAGUUCGGUGAUUAAUUUAUUGGUAGUUUCAUUUGGAAAUGCGUCAUUUCCGGAAAUUCGUAUAUUAUAAAUAUUUUUAGAGAUCAAUUGGAUUCUGGCGAUUGAUCGUUUCGCGCCCACUUGCAUAUCAAAUUAUUAACAACUGAGUGCAAUAGGCAGUUAGGAAGAGGGCGAAAAAUUGUGUAAAUAGUUGAAACGAAGCUCGAUGGAGAUAAAUGAAGGACAAACGUUGUUGAGUGAUGUAUGGAAAUUUGAAUUUUUUGAAAAUUGAUUCUUCUCGUAGAGAAUAUUUAAAGAAACUGUAGAUUUUAUUUAAAACAAAAUCAUGAGUAUUUGAGGGAUUGUAUUUAAUUGAUAAAUUAUGAAACAAUGGGGGAGAGACAUCGUGUCGUUGGCCUCGUGUGCACGUACACGUGAAAUUAUUUAAUGAAUUUGUCCAUUUUAAUUGUGAGGUAAUGAAUCAUUUGAACACCUCGAUCCAACUAUUUUCACUCGUAUCAUCAGUAGACCGAGUCUUUCGUUAGUUAAUUCUUUCAAUUCUCUCUAUUCAAUUUAAUUCACAGGAAGUUUUUUCAGUGUUGAAGCUAUGAACAGACAUAUCAUUUCGUUGAUUGAAUAAACAAACGUUUUUAAAUUCAGAGGAGAUGGAACAAGUGUCCAAUUGUCGAGAGUGCCUUUGACAGAUAAUUGUUGAAUCAUAUCAGAGAAACUAAUGGAAAAUCAAGUGCAAAACUCUGGCGAUAACUGUUAGAAAAAAAAAGUGGAACAAUUCAUGUUUGAAAAAUUAUUAUAAAAAUUGAUCUGACUGUUGGAAAUAUUUCACGUCACAUCACGAGUUGUUGAACAAUAAAAAUUGAUAAACUAUUGAAAUUA
Diachasma alloeum is the source of this 4112-nucleotide messenger RNA. It is a transcript of the gene Smurf, whose product is annotated as E3 ubiquitin-protein ligase SMURF2. The coding region runs from base 163 to 2772 and encodes 869 amino acids. Gene Ontology annotation, molecular function: protein binding; ubiquitin protein ligase activity. Lineage: Eukaryota; Metazoa; Arthropoda; Insecta; Hymenoptera; Braconidae. The record is from RefSeq and is a predicted model, not a curated record. The transcript is spliced from 8 exons. Gene Ontology annotation, biological process: negative regulation of BMP signaling pathway; ubiquitin-dependent protein catabolic process.